Messenger RNA from Episyrphus balteatus (marmalade hoverfly), 3415 nucleotides. It is a transcript of the gene Pgant1, whose product is annotated as polypeptide N-acetylgalactosaminyltransferase 1. The transcript is spliced from 5 exons. Gene Ontology annotation, cellular component: Golgi apparatus. Lineage: Eukaryota; Metazoa; Arthropoda; Insecta; Diptera; Syrphidae. The record is from RefSeq and is a predicted model, not a curated record. Bases 921 to 2738 code for a protein of 605 amino acids.
AUCGACUUUGAUUACCUGUCAAUUUGCUAAAGUAUUUUUGUGUGUUUUUCUUUUUCUAUAAUUUUCUCCCAAAAAACAUCGACCAACAAAUCAUCAUCUCUCCCACCAACAAAAUAAAAAAAAAUACCAAACAAACAAGAAACAACUUAAUAAAACGAAGAACAAGAAGUCAUCAAACUUCAAUAAGCAGCAAUUUGUUGCUCAUUUCCGCAACAAAUUCCAUCAAUUUACAGUCAAAUAGUAGUAGAAUUGAAUAGAAGCAAAAGAAACCAAAAGAAACCUAUCAAAAGAUCUCCCCGAAAUAAAAACAAAAAUCCCAAAAAAUACCCUACCACUUGAACAAAUAAAAAAAGCCAAUUUUGCUGACGUUACCUCUCGUGUGGAGGUAUUAGCAAACAAAAAAACCUUAGAAAUAUUCAAACAAACUAACACGAAAAAGAAAGCAAAAAAAAAAAACAACUCUCAGUUGAUGAUGAGAUGAGAAUAAGAUGAAUAUUCAGCUCGCUGUUGCUUCUUUUGGCCAUUGUCGAAGCGAACGCCACCACAAUCGUUGUCAGUCGUCGCGGUUAACUUGCAUUUCUCCGACGUAACUAUUUUGUGCCAUGAAGUGCUGCUUCUUUAUCAGCCAAGCUGAGUCAAGAAGUCUUGUUGUCGUUGUGUCCUCUUCCGUGUUGUGUAUGUCUUCGUCGUCGUCGUUGUCGUUUGGUGGGAAACAAAUAGAUACCCCGGGGAGUAAUAAACUCUUAUUAUCAACAAUUAACUACUGACCAAUUGACAUAGUCAUUUUUUUUAACUUCCUAUUUUUUACUCUAUUCCCACCUUCGUCGUUGUUGUCGUUGAACAUUCUAAAUAAAUUUAGUUUUUUAAGUAGAAAGUUGUAUCUGUGUGUGUAAGUUAGAGGGAAGACAAGUCUCCAAAAAAUGCUUCCAAGAUUCCGACGUUCCUUCUACGGCAAGCUCAUUAUCUUGACCGUAGUUGUGUCCUGUUUCCUACUUUAUCUCAAAGUCAUCAGCCAAAAUAUGGCUGAAGAUGAAAUGGAAGCUAGGAAGAGACUCCUCUUGGCUACUCCGGCAGCUCUGUUAAAUCCAGAUGCUGUCCAAGAGGAUAACUCUAUUGUCACUCCAUUCAUAUAUCCCUCCGAGGAGAAUAUCUAUGAAAAACAGAUUCGUGAAGAUCUGGCCAAACAAGUACCUGGUUUGGGUGAUGAAGGUCGAGCGGUGCAACUCGACGGAGAUGAAAAGAUUCGGGGUGAUGAGAUUUAUAAAAAAAUCGCUCUCAACGAGGUGUUGAGUGAGAAGCUCUCGUAUAAUCGUACUACCCCGGAUUCAAGGUUGCCUUUGUGUGCGAAUAUCAAGUAUAACUUGAAUGAUCUGCCUACUACGAGUGUGGUUAUUAUAUUCUUCAAUGAACCGUAUUCGGUUUUGUUGAGGACAGUUCAUAGUGUUCUUAAUACUGGAGACUCGAGGAUACUCAAAGAAAUCAUCCUUGUCGAUGAUGGAAGUACGAAUGAGGAAUUGGGUGGGAAAUUGGAUCACUAUGUGACUACAAGGCUGCCUAAAGGAGUUGUUCAUGUGUUGCGUUUGAAGAAUAGACUCGGUCUAAUUCGCGCUCGUUUAGCUGGAGCUCGAAUUGCCACCGGAGAUACCUUAAUCUUCCUUGAUGCUCAUUGCGAAGGCAUCAUUGGUUGGAUAGAACCCUUACUUGCUCGAAUUAAGGAAUCUCGCACAUCAGUGCUAGUUCCUAUUAUCGAUGUUAUCGACUCAAAAGACUUCCAAUAUUGUACAAAUGGAUAUAAACAAUUCCAAGUUGGUGGUUUCCAAUGGAAUGGUCAUUUCGAUUGGAUAAAUGUUCCUGAACGUGAAUAUGCUCGCAUUCGCAGAGAAUGUGAUAAACCUGUAGAAGUUUGUCCUACUUAUAGUCCGACAAUGGCUGGUGGAUUAUUUGCUAUUGAUCGGCAAUAUUUCUGGGAAGUUGGAAGUUAUGAUGAACAGAUGGAUGGAUGGGGUGGUGAGAAUCUUGAGAUGUCUUUCAGAAUUUGGCAAUGUGGUGGUACAAUAGAAACAAUUCCAUGCUCACGAGUUGGCCACGUCUUUAGGGAUUUCCAUCCUUAUGCAUUCCCUAAUGAUCGUGAUACUCAUGGAGUAAAUACCGCUCGAAUGGCUAUAGUCUGGAUGGACGAAUAUAUAAACUUAUUCUACAUGAAUCGCCCAGACUUGAAGUUCCACCCUGACAUUGGCGAUGUUACCCACAGAACUAUGUUGCGUAAAAAACUACGCUGCAAAAACUUUGAAUGGUACCUUAAAAAUGUCUAUCCCGAAAAAUUCAUACCAACUAAAAAUGUAAUUGGCUAUGGAAAAAUAAGAGCAAUUCAUAGAAAUUUAUGCCUUGACGAUUUGCAGCAAAACAACGAGAAGCCAUACAAUCUCGGUGUUUUCUCCUGCGGAACUCCCAUAACAAAAUCUCAAUUCUUCUCAUUAACCAAUGAUGGUGUUCUGCGCAAUGAAUUAAGUUGUGCAACUGUUCAGCGAAGUGAUUCGCCACCAUUCAGAGUAGUCAUGACGCCAUGUUUUGAUAAAACAGACUAUAACGAAGAAUGGCAAUUCUCAAAUGACCAAUUUGUUCAUGUAAAAACAGGAUUCUGUUUAGAUUAUCGGGGUCUAAAGACUGCCGAUGAUGUUCAAGUGGCCACAUGUGAUCCUGAGAGUGAGACUCAGAAAUGGUUCAUCGAACGUAGAUAAAUAAUUAUGUAGAUUGCCCUAAAAAAAUAAAGAGCAAUUAUUUUUUUUAUUAGAUAAACUUUAUAUAGAUUUUUACAUAUUAUAUGAACAAAAAAAUUUUAUGAAAAAGAAUAUAUUUUAUUUUUUAUUAUAACUGUCCAUUCUGCCUGUUAUAAUUAUUUUUAUUAUAAUUAAAAAAAAAAAAUUAUGCUUAGGAAGAUUUAUUGAGCUUUAAUCAUAAAAAAAAAAUAAUGUGUGUAUGUAUUAUAUUGUCGAAUGCAUCACUCAAAACUGAAGUCAAACAAAAAAUUAACUUUUAUAUAAAAUUCGUUAGCGAUUCCUAAAUAAAAAAAAAUACAAACAAAAAUCAAAACAAAUAUAUUAUAUACAUAAUUAUAUAAACAAAAUACAAAAAUAAAUUAAUGGGAAUUGAGAGCGGAUAGAUAAAACAUUCCUCUCUCUAACAACAACUAGUCUUUAUUGGCAACUUUAUAUAUUAUAUAAAUAUAAUGAAAAAUAAAAUAAUAUUUAAGAUUUUUUUUUAUAUAAAUACAUUUUUUUUAUACGAAUAUUAAACAAAAAAUUAAAACAAACAACUAUGAAACAAUUCUGAACUUUAAAACAAUUUUAACAAAAUCUUAGAUAGGUUCUGUAAAUUUUUUAAAUAAUACAUAACUAUAACAAGAAUUUAUAAAUAA